This is a messenger RNA of Folsomia candida, 1340 nucleotides long. It is a transcript of the gene Sec20, whose product is annotated as vesicle transport protein SEC20. The coding region runs from base 227 to 1102 and encodes 291 amino acids. The record is from RefSeq and is a predicted model, not a curated record. Gene Ontology annotation, molecular function: SNAP receptor activity. Gene Ontology annotation, biological process: retrograde vesicle-mediated transport, Golgi to endoplasmic reticulum. NCBI's taxonomy places the organism in Eukaryota, Metazoa, Arthropoda, Collembola, Entomobryomorpha, Isotomidae. The transcript is spliced from 6 exons. Gene Ontology annotation, cellular component: SNARE complex; endoplasmic reticulum.
CCAUUGACUCUAAACCGACCAGCCAGCAGACCAGGAAGUGGACUGUUCUCGAUCGGUGAUUAAAAUAAUUUGGAAUAAUGAAAUAAAUUAGGACGUGCAUGAUUAGGGAAUAUAAAUAAGUAUGUGAUUAGUGCAUUUCAAGAUUUUUAGUUGAGUCAAAUUUGGAAUUCGGGUGAAAAGCCAGUAGGUCUUGUGGUUUGUUCAACGUUUCUGAGCAUUCCGACCGAUGGCACAAAGGGGUCAAGGACCCAACAUUCGUCACAACGGUGGGACCAUAACGUAUAUUCGAACCCCAAACGUGACAAUUAAUCGAUCAUCGACGCCAAGUGUAAGCAGCAACACCUCAUCUGCCUCCUCGUCCAGAAAUCCAAGUCCUCCCACUACUUCACAGAACCUCUCCAAAGAUUCUCCAGAUAUUCGCAAUACUUUCACAAGACUUGAUGUCACAUCCAAAAACCUACUAUAUAAAGCAAAUCAGUUGCUCAAAACGUUCCGAGAAAGAAAUAUCCAUGAUCCAGAAAAGGUUAAUGAUCAAGACACAAUUUACGAUUUGAUGGCUCAAAUUAAGCUACUUUUGGAUGAAAUGGUUGACAUCUCGGAUGAUAUGAAUGCUGUUAAGGAUACAAAAAUUUCAAGCCCAAGAUUGGUUGAUCAAGCAAAGACUUACACACUAACUGUGGAUAGUUUAAAGACUUCACUAAAACAAUUACAAAGAGACUUUCAAUUGGCAAUUACGUCCAAAGAACGCCAAGAUUUGUUUACGCUGUCUCGUAGUCCGUUCGCAGAUAACGGAAUUCGAAGACGGGGUGCCGGUGCGGCAGAAAUUUCUUCAGGGGCUACUGAGAGCAUGCUUCAUUCCAGACGGAUUUUGUUGGAAACGGUGCAACGCAGCGCAGGAACGAUUGGUACCCUUGCAAAUUCGUCAACUGCGAUACAAGAAAAUCAAGAGGAGCUCAAAAGUCAAAACUCCCUGAUCUCAGUUAGUAAGAAAUUGUUAACCAAGUAUGGGCGGCGAGAAUUUACGGACAAGAUAUUGAUAUGCCUGGCUCUCGUGUUUUUUCUUGCCUGUGUGGUCUACGUUGUACAGAAAAGGAUAUUUUAAUUCCGAUUUCGAUUAUACCUCAAAUCCUCACGCUCAGCAGCACGAUGAUAUUACUCUGAUUCUUAAUAAUCCAACUAUGAGUACCAAGUUUCACCAAAGUGAAGUCGUGUUCAUAAAACUUUUUUAAUAAUGCCAAUCCUACUUGAAAAAAUUAUUGUAUUUUGCCUUGAUGAACUAGACGGACGAAAAAACUAUUACCAAAUAAACCAAAAUGAAUAAUUAAGCUAUAAUCAAACAA